CUUUCUUGGUCUCAUCGAGGUGACUGUCGAGUGUGCGCUAUGAUCUCGUCUAUCCCCUUUGCCCUUGCAGUGGGAUGCCAACGUACAGCCAUCGGACGUCGAUAGCUCACCUCACCUCUUCAAACUCGCUUCCGCGUGCGCACGCUGCGCGCAAUCGGCGCCGACGCUUCGCGACGCACCUAUUUCAGCUUCCGCUCACCUUAAGCCACAAAAGGCGGAUUUUGGCAAGCUUUGCCAUCGGUCACCAGCUCAGCGUCAUACCACCUGCAGCCGCCCUAUUGGUGUCUGUGCUGCAAAGUCAGGCUUUCUACCCUUCUUCGACGCCUGACGUUGGCUUCUGUGACCUCUCGACCAUCCUUCCCCCACGACUGCCAUUCCAAACGCCACCCGGAUAUUGUCACCUCUCAAAUUGGCGGGAUUGGCGCAAGCCACUGUCACUCUCCUCACUCGGCUGUGCACAUCCAUUCCGUCGGCGCGAAUACCUGUCCAUGUUCCAAUUGCGGAGGGUAUCUUUAUUGUGUAGGUAUGCUCUUUAACGCGCGACAGUCUCGAGUUAGCCCAGCAGAGUCUCGCUUCACCUGAUCUUCAGGCACUGCGCCGCCCGUGCUUCCGACGAUUUGCAGCGGGCUAAGGCACCAUUUCACUCGCUAGCACUGCACGCCCGGGAACCUGUCACGCACUCAUCUGCGCUGUCUCCGCGUGGCGUCUUUCGUUUCUGAUACAGGGCACCUCUUAAGAACAUUCCCAUCCAUUAUCUCCCCGUUGUCCAAGUAUCGACAUUCCACGCCACGUACAAAUUGACACCGUCAUCGUCUGCGUAGAGAUUGCGUCCAUUCCCCGACGCGUCUCGACUGGCGUGCCCAGCAUCCAUCCUCGGUGCCAACCUCUUAUACUCACAC
Molecule: messenger RNA, 899 nt
Organism: Ceraceosorus guamensis
Lineage: Eukaryota; Fungi; Basidiomycota; Exobasidiomycetes; Ceraceosorales; Ceraceosoraceae
Exons: 2
Coding region: 75-536 (153 amino acids)
Source: RefSeq, a predicted model, not a curated record